This is a messenger RNA of Plasmodium knowlesi strain H, 1305 nucleotides long. Its product is annotated as protein Mpv17, putative. The coding region runs from base 1 to 1305 and encodes 434 amino acids. Lineage: Eukaryota; Apicomplexa; Aconoidasida; Haemosporida; Plasmodiidae. Gene Ontology annotation, cellular component: cytoplasm; membrane. The transcript has 2 exons. The record is from RefSeq and is a predicted model, not a curated record.
AUGCUGAUAAAUGCAUACAUGGAUAUUAAGAGAAAACAUAUAAAUUUCGUGUUUAAAAAUGUGAAUUCUUCGGUAAAAGAUUACAAUUUCAAAAGACCAUACUUUGCGGAAAGGUGCCCACUUUCGAAAUUUUCAAACCAUGAAGGCGUUAAGGUAAAAAGUAGUAACCUGCCCUUGAGCGCAAAGAUGCAAUUAAGCCAAUUUAAGACGCCUAAAUUAAGAAGGUGCGAAUUCGAGAAGGCUAGUGAAAAGAUAAUUCACACAAUAAAUAGCUACUUAAAAGGGGAUACAAUAAUCAGGGCUAACCGAAUUGAUAACCGCAACUACGCGCAUGUCGUGAUGCGUAACGGUACCGACAGGGCAGGCGUAAACCCACGCAAGUUCACCACUGGAACCGCAACAACGCAGGGACAUUUAAUCACUAAAGAAAAUUCAAGCAGUUUUAUCAGCCUACGGGAGAAGAACAGAUAUUUCCAAAUUGAAGUGCGCAAAGGCAUGCACACGGGGGGAAACCAGAACAAUGGGAAGAGCUGCGAGAAAACCGACAGUUUUAGUUCAACCACGAACCAAACCACCGUAGAAAAAAGCGGUGAAAGCGCAAAGCCAAACGCGCACUUUCCACAUCAUAAUAAGAACAGUGAUGUAGCCAACGCGAAGAACAGAAACAACACAAUGGAUCUAUCCACCAGUGAAAAGGCAGAUAACAUUCAUAGUAGCGCAAAAAAUGGGAAACUCCCAAAGGGAAUUUUAUCCCGUUCCACCAGUAGAAUGUCACAGAUAAUGAACAACUUAUUCGAAAAACACCUCCUAUUAAUGAACAGCCUAAUAGCGAGUACAUUAUAUUUCAUAGCGGACAUAGCCUGCCAAAUGAUGGAAUUACAUAAAAAGGAUAAUGAAUACGAUUUUUCAAGAACUAUUAGAAUGGCCACUAUUGGAUUAACGCUAGAGGGGCCAAUCAUGACAUGGUGGUAUGGGAAAAUUUUAGCAAAUUUUAUAAAGUCCAAACCGAACACUUUUUUGUACAAAUCUUUUAUACCUACCUUGUUUGAUAAUUUUAUUUUUGGACCUAUCCACUUAACAAUUUUUUUUUUUUAUAAUGGUAUGUUAAAAAAUCAGAAGAAAUCCGAAAUUAUUGACAAAAUUGUGAAUACUGGGAUGAAGGUUUUCUUCAUUUCUUUGAUGACAUGGACACCAUUAACUUUAAUUAAUUUUGUUUUUGUUCCGAGGAUUUAUCAAGCCACAGUGGUUUUUUUUGCUGACUUUUUUUGGGUCAUCUUCCUCUCGUGGUGCGCCAAUAAAAGUUGA